AUGAUAAAAAGUGUAAUUUUAUUUGUAUUUUUAUUAUUAUCUACUAUCUAUGUUUGUUCAAAACCAAUCGAUAGCAAACAAGACAAUCAAAGAUUAAAUGUAUUUUUAAUACCUCAUAGUCAUUGUGAUGUUGGAUGGGUACAAACAUACGAACAAUACUAUACCGAAAAUGUUACAGUUAUACUAACAGGUGUUAUUGAAUCUCUCUUAAAAGAUCCAUCGAAAAGAUUCAAUUGGGCUGAAGUAUGGUGGAGUGAACAAACCGAUUGGACUAAAUCAAUGGUUCGAGAGUUGGUCCAGAAUCAACAGCUUGAGUUCAUCGGUGGUGGAUGGGCACAGAACGACGAAGCUGUCGCUCACUAUCAGGCGGUGAUCAAUCAGAUGACUCUGGGCCAUCAGUUCCUUCUCGGUGAAUUUGGAGUGACCCCGAAAGUGGGCUGGCAAAUCGAUCCGUUUGGAGCUUCGAAUCUCACACCUAUGCUGUUCCGACUGAUGGGAUUCCAGUAUCAUGUUAUCGACCGAGUCGAUCAACGUUUGAAAUACCAAUUCAAUGCAUCGCCAGAUAUAGUUGGAUCCGGUUCAUUGAUAGACGAUCGUUCCUUUGAAUUCAAUUGGUAUCCAUCCGCUAGCUAUUCCCGAUCACUCUCCAUCUUUACUCAUAUUCUCGAUGACCAUUACAAUACACCAGAGAUUUGCUACCAGAAUGCUUCCGACCCUGUAAACAUUACCUGUACAGGAUUUGAUUUUGAAAGUAAUCCACAAAUAAAUCCACCAAUCACCCCCGAAAAUAUAGCGGAAAGAGCAGAUAUUCUUCUGGAAAUUGUAAGGCAGCGUUCACUCUAUUAUCGUCAUAACAAUUUACUGGUUCCAUUUGGAAGUGAUUUUAGUUUCCAGGAAGCCAGUAUGCAAUUUGGCAAUAUGGAUCUGCUAAUAGCCUAUAUCAAUUCAAACAGCUCCUAUAAUGUAAAUAUUAGAUAUGCGACACUGAGCGAGUACUUCCAGGCGGUGGAAAUGGAAACACAACCCUCGGAUUUCCCAGAUGUUAGUGACACCGAUUAUUUCACCUAUACCCAGUGUCUUGCCAACGACUAUGCUAAUUUUAAUAAUUGUAUAAACUAUUGGUCAGGAUACUUCACUAGUUUCCCACUACUCAAGCAGACUGUACGAGAUUCGGAUUCAAUUCUUAGAAGUAUUGAAAUUCUAUUUUCAUUGGCUAGUGCAACGCCAAGUUCUGAAUAUACAUUCGAUAGUCAAUUUGUAUUCGAAGCACUAGAGUUACACAGGAAUGUUAGUGGUAUUCUUACACACCAUGAUGCUGUUACUGGAACUGCCAAGGAAUAUGUUAGGAACGAUUACUUCAAUAUGCUAUGGAGUGCUCAAAAUACAUCGUUGGAUUCAAUACCAUCGAUGGUAUCAUAUUUACUGGCGAACGAAUCAAUAGAGUAUGGAUUUGACUAUCAAGAUAUAUUACUCAAAGGUAUGACUAUUGGACAAGUGGUGGUUGUUUCAUUGAGUAAUAGUUUGGCAUGGAGUAGAGUGGAGUACGUAGACAUUCCAGUGGGUAUUCAAAACUAUGCAGUGUAUGACUAUAAUCAGCAACCUAUACCGUCACAGUUAGUUCAAAGAUUGGAUACUGACGAAUGGCAUUUAUAUUUCGAAGCGUCAGUUCCAGCUUUGGGUAUCACCACCUACUUUAUCAUGUGCAUAGGCAAUCGAGAUAAUCAAUUUGAAUACGUACCGAAUCAAGGAGAACUAUAUUAUCCAAUACCAGCAUAUAGAUCAAUACCAAAUGAAAUUAUUUCAUAUGGCAAUUGCCAAGAUGAGGGCAUGGAUAUAGUGAUCAUCGGAAACGAUCAAUUCCAACUUCAUUUCCAAAUGAAUCCUUCUAAUAAUUAUUUAUUAGAAUUGAAAUAUUAUAUGGAUUUGAACAGCAGUGGAAAUAGAAUAGAAUUAAAUCAAAAGCUAUAUGAAUACGAUUCAAUGCACGAUGAUUGCUAUCAUUUCAGAGUACAUGGAGAACCACAUCCACUUGAUGCAACAUCCGCUCAGUUCUAUCUAACGGAGGGACCACUUUUAUCAAUGGUAAUCAUUGUCUAUAGUAAUAAUGUUACACAGCUAUUCACUGUUUACAAUUCGACAUCCGCCAAGUCUGGGACUAUUGCACAGGAAGAUCAAUAUUUUGAAAUCGAGAAUAUUGUUAGUGUUGGAUACAACUAUGAAAUCUCCAUGAGAUUCAACUCAUCUAUUAGCAAUGGUGCUACCUUUUAUUCAAACAAUGGAUUGGAAACAAUUAAAAGGGAAUGGAUGGAGAAAUUUAAUGACUCUGAUGUUUCAAGUUUAAUCGUUGGUAAUUUCUAUCCAUCUAUAAACACCGCUAUAAUUAAAGAUUCAAACUCUGAGCUGGCAGUUCUUCAUAGACAGUCUAUGGGUGUAAGCAGUCAAGCCAAUGGACUACUAGAGUUCCUAUUGAUACGACGUUCAGACAAUAUACAAACCUCUAUUCAUGAAGCAUUGAACGAUACAAGUACAACCCGUAUUAAAUCCAGAAUAUUAGUUGGACAACCAGAGAGAGUAGAACUUCUUCGAGCUCAACACACUCUGAUCCAUGAGAACCCAUUACUCAAGAUGUUUGCACCGAUCAAAGGUUCAAUAUUACAUCGGUUCAACAAACUACUUUAUCAGCCAAUUCCAUCAUCGCUAGCAAUACAACCACUCAUCAAACUACCAUUACACUCAAUCCAAUUGAGAUUCUAA
Messenger RNA from Heterostelium album PN500, 2754 nucleotides. RefSeq lists its product as uncharacterized. The transcript is spliced from 4 exons. Bases 1 to 2754 code for a protein of 917 amino acids. Gene Ontology annotation, molecular function: alpha-mannosidase activity; carbohydrate binding. The record is from RefSeq and is a predicted model, not a curated record. Gene Ontology annotation, biological process: mannose metabolic process. Gene Ontology annotation, cellular component: lysosome. Lineage: Eukaryota; Evosea; Eumycetozoa; Acytosteliales; Acytosteliaceae.